Fusarium keratoplasticum is the source of this 1782-nucleotide messenger RNA. Its product is annotated as Amino-oxidase domain-containing protein. The record is from RefSeq and is a predicted model, not a curated record. Bases 1 to 1782 code for a protein of 593 amino acids. Gene Ontology annotation, molecular function: polyamine oxidase activity; L-amino-acid oxidase activity. NCBI's taxonomy places the organism in Eukaryota, Fungi, Ascomycota, Sordariomycetes, Hypocreales, Nectriaceae. The transcript has a single exon. Gene Ontology annotation, biological process: amino acid catabolic process.
AUGGUCGGGCUAUCAAACCGUUUGUGGGAGACUUCCUUGAUCCUCCUAGCAACACUGUCCUUCCCUGAGUGUGGCCAAGCGGUGCCGCACGCGACCCAACAUGGAACCGAAACAUGUUCAAGGAAGCCACUGAUGGAGGAUUUUGACUCCAUCGGGGCUUGGUUUGAUGGCGUCGCAGCAGUCAACUGCACUUCAGUCACCAGAAACUCCAACGUUUCUAUCGCCAUUGUGGGCGGGGGUAUCUCUGGUCUUACCACAGCCUUGAUGCUCGAUAGCAUCGGCUUCCACAACUGGGAGAUCAUCGAGGCAAGUGAGAGAAUCGGCGGACGGUUCAGGACCAAGUUUGUCGGUGGGACCCAAGAGUUCGCCGAGAUGGGGCCUAUGAGACUUCCGCAUACUGUCACGUACAAAAGCGACAACUCGACAGAAGUUUACACUGAGCACGGUUUAACCUACCAACUGGCCAACACCCUCAACGAAAUGAACAAGAACGAUUCAAAAUGGAAGGUUGACUUCAUUCCAUGGAUUCAGCAUCAUCCCAAUGAGCUCAUCGCUUGGGGAACUGGGAGACAUCCAGACGGCAGUGUCCCAACUCGAGCAGACAUCCUCGCCAAUCCUUGUCUUGGAAGGCCUCCAGCGUUGACCUCUGCGGAGUACAACGAGACCAAAGCCCGCAUGAACAAGAUACUCAAAAACGAAACCAUGCUGAGGGAGAUUCAGCGAGAUGUCUGGCGCUCGCACAAACGUGUCAUGGACAUGGGUCUCGAUGACUGGAGUCAACAGUGCAUGAUGAGGGAAGCCUUUCACGCAACUGAGAAUGUCACCGAUGCCAUCUGGACUGCUUCCGACUAUGAUGUCUUUUGGGAUGAAAUGGUCCACAAUUCUAAUCUUGGACUGGACGGCACCAGAGACUCGUUGGGGGAGACCGAGUGGAAGUGCGUCGAUGGUGGCUUCAACAGACUAUCAGAUGCUUUUCUACCUCAUGUUUCUGACAGACUGGUCAUAAACCGAAAAAUCAGAAAACUCGAGACCGUGCAGAACAAGGACGGUCACACUCGCACUCGACUAUCGUGGUACCCCAGUGUCAGCAACCGGACAUUUGAGUCCAAAGAGUACGACUACACCAUCAUGGCCGUUCCUUUCACCAUGACGCGAUUCAUGGAGCUGCCAACCUUUUCCUCGGUUCUCGGCCGUGCCAUCAGUGAAGCAGGCCUCAGGUUCAAGUCUGCCUGCAAGGUUUCCCUGCUCUUCUCCGAACGCUUCUGGGAAAAGGGCGAGAGGCCGAUAUUUGGUGGCUACUCGAUGCCAACCAGUAGGCCAAUCGGGGCUCUCUACUACCCCGUCUAUGGACUGAACGAGUCGCGACCGGGUCUUAUCACGCACUAUCGCGGAGGCGACUGGAGUGAUCGCUAUGUCAGCUUUUCCGAUGAAGAGCAUGCGCAGCUGGUGUUGGAUUCCAUCGUGAGCUUGCACGGAGAACAGGCGGGAGAGCUCUACACAGGAGACUACGAGCGUCUCUGCUGGCUACAGGAUGAGCACACCGCUACAUCUUGGUGUAGACCAGACGUCGAACAGCACAAGCUCUACAUCCCAGCUUAUCAUCGCACCGAGCACAAUACCAUCUUCAUUGGCGAACACACCGCGCCGACGCAGGCCUGGAUCAGCUCGGCCAUUCACUCGUCGGCUAGAGGAACUAUCCAGCUUCUUCUUGAGCUUGGCAUGAUUGAUGAGGCAAAGAAGGUGAACGAGGAAUGGAUGGGGAGGUGGAUCGAGCAUCAGUAA